This is a messenger RNA of Coffea eugenioides, 673 nucleotides long. RefSeq names its product histone H2AX-like. Gene Ontology annotation, cellular component: nucleosome. The record is from RefSeq and is a predicted model, not a curated record. NCBI's taxonomy places the organism in Eukaryota, Viridiplantae, Streptophyta, Magnoliopsida, Gentianales, Rubiaceae. The transcript has 2 exons. Gene Ontology annotation, molecular function: protein heterodimerization activity; DNA binding; structural constituent of chromatin. Bases 110 to 535 code for a protein of 141 amino acids.
CCCCUCCUGCUUUGUGCAUAAUUCUACUAGUACUCUACGCCUCAUUUCUCCCCCAGGGCUUUCAAGGGUUUUAGUCUUUCAUCAAUUUUCCAUCCUAUAAUCCAAGAAAAUGAGCUCAAAAGAAGGCUCAACCAAGGGCGGCAGGGGUAAGCCAAAAGCAUCAAAAUCCGUCUCCAGAUCUCAAAAAGCCGGUCUCCAAUUCCCCGUCGGUCGUAUCGCCCGUUUCCUCAAGGCCGGGAAGUAUGCUGAUCGCGUCGGAGCCGGAGCACCUGUCUACCUCUCGGCCGUUCUCGAGUAUCUUGCCGCUGAGGUGUUGGAGUUGGCGGGGAAUGCGGCGAGGGAUAAUAAGAAGAACAGGAUAGUGCCUAGGCAUAUUCAGUUGGCGGUGAGGAAUGAUGAGGAGUUGAGCAAGCUGUUGGGGUCGGUUACUAUUGCUAAUGGAGGAGUUAUGCCUAAUAUUCAUCAAAACUUGCUGCCUAAGAAGGUUGGGAAAGGUGGGAAAGGGGACAUUGGCUCUGCUUCUCAGGAGUUUUAGUUGAAGAGAAAAUUGUAGGCGUUAAUGUAAUUUAUUAGUUGUGUUCUUCUUUAUGGAUUGUGAAUUUGGGCUUGUUUCUUGGAAUGAUUUGGUCCCCCUGAGAAAUGAAAUUAUGAAAUUUUCUCUGCAUUAGUCUUU